ACUAAAAACUAUCAUUGGCACCUUGUCCUCUCUCGCUCCCUCUCUCUCUCUCUCUCUCUAAGAAAAGAAACCUCAAAAAGAUAACUUUUUAGAAAGAGAAUUGAAUGACAGCUUCACACUCGUUGCUUCAUCGCUGCUUGUAUUUUCCCCUCUCUGUUGAAUAAACAAACCCAUAUGUUAUGUAUAUCAAUUGAGUUAAUAUUGAUAUUGUUGUUGUUAUGAUGAUGAUGGAGCCAUCAAAGUCAUCACUACGCUUCAUAGCCCACCAGGCAUUCUUCUCAGCCGUCCGAUCGGGCGACCUUGAUUCUUUGAGACAGAUAGUGGGGGAUCAGCCAUCCGAUGUUUCCGAUCUAAUGUCCUUGCAGACUGAUGCAGGAGAGACUGCUUUGUAUAUAGCCGCUGAUAAUAAUUUGGAAGAGAUUUUUAGUUAUUUGAUAAAGCGGUGUGAUCUUGAAACUGUUAAGAUCAGGUCGAAGUCUGACUUGGAUGCUUUCCAUCUUGCUGCUAAGAAGGGUCACUUGGGCAUUGUGAAGGAACUUUUGGCCAUGUGGCCUGAGCUUUGCAAGUUAUGCGACUCCUCCAAUACUAGCCCCCUUUAUUCAGCUGCUGUUAAAAAUCACUUGGAUGUGGUGAAUGCCAUAUUGGAUGCUGAUGUCAGUUCAAUGAGGAUAGUGCGUAAAAAUGGGAAAACUGCUUUGCACACGGCUGCGAGGUAUGGUCUUCUUGAUAUAGUGAAAGUUCUUAUAGCCCGUGAUUCUGGAAUUGUCUGCAUCAAAGAUAAGAAAGGCCAAACUGCACUUCACAUGGCUGUAAAGGGUCAGAGUACUUCUGUCGUUGAGGAGAUAUUACUUGCUGAUCACUCAAUACUAAAUGAGCGUGACAAGAAGGGUAACACGGCAGUGCAUAUAGCCACAAGGAAAUCUCGUCCCCAGAUAAUAUUCCUUUUGCUGAGCUAUACAUCUAUUAAUGUCAACAUCAUCAAUAAUGAGCGUGAAACUGCGAUGGAUUUGGCUGAUAAACUCCAAUAUGGAGAAUCUGCUUUGGAAAUCAAGGAAGCUCUCAUAGAGGCUGGUGCCAAGCAUGCUAGGCAUGUUGGUCAAAUGGAUGAAGCAAUGGAACUUAAGAGGACAGUUAGUGAUAUCAAGCAUGAGGUGCAUUCACAACUUAUACAAAAUGAAAAAACCAACCGAAGAGUUUCUGGCAUUGCAAAGGAACUAAGGAAACUCCAUAGAGAAGCUGUCCAGAAUACAACCAACUCUGUCACUGUUGUUGCUGUUCUUUUUGCCUCGAUUGCUUUCUUGGCUAUCUUCAACUUGCCUGGGCAAUAUAUACAGGAUGGAGCUGAAACAGGGAAAGCUAAUAUAGCUGACAGUGUUGGUUUCCAAGUUUUCUGCCUCUUAAAUGCAACAUCUCUCUUUAUAUCUUUAGCUGUUGUCGUGGUUCAGAUCACUUUGGUGGCCUGGGACACCCAGGCUCAGAAACAGGUAGUCUCUGUAGUUAACAAGCUGAUGUGGGCUGCAUGUGCUUGCACUUGUGGUGCAUUUCUAUCUAUAGCAUUUGUGGUUGUGGGAAAGAAAAGUUCGUGGAUGGCUAUAACCAUAACCUUAACAGGAGCACCGAUUCUUGUCGGGACACUCGCAAGCAUGUGCUACUUUGUUUUCCGACAGCAUUUUGGAUUUUUCCGGGACUCCCAGAGGCGCAUAAAAAGGGCAAGUGGAAGCAAGUCGUUUUCCUGGUCAGUGCACUCAACAAAUAUAUCAGAUCCUGAUGAGUACAACUCUGAUCUGGAGAAGAUCUAUGCUUUAUAAAUUGUGUAUUGAAAAAUACGCAUGUAAAAAGGGAUGCUUUAACUACAUGUUGUCUCUUUGGUGUCGUCUGCACUAGUGUUUUUUAUCCCUCUUUUCCCAGCCAAUAUGCAGAGUAACAGUACUUGAUGGUUGGUUAUAGGAUUUGGAUUUUAAGGGUUCGCAAGGAAGUUUUGACUGGUCUUCCCCAGUUUUGUAAUAUGAAAGUAGAUUUUUGUAAAUUCAGGUGAAUUAUGAUAGUCCAUUGCAGUUGCCUUCA
Messenger RNA from Populus trichocarpa (black cottonwood), 2064 nucleotides. Its product is annotated as ankyrin repeat-containing protein At2g01680. Gene Ontology annotation, cellular component: plasma membrane. Gene Ontology annotation, molecular function: protein phosphatase 1 binding; protein phosphatase regulator activity. The record is from RefSeq and is a predicted model, not a curated record. The transcript has 3 exons. Lineage: Eukaryota; Viridiplantae; Streptophyta; Magnoliopsida; Malpighiales; Salicaceae. The coding region runs from base 219 to 1808 and encodes 529 amino acids.